Molecule: messenger RNA, 870 nt
Organism: Saprolegnia parasitica CBS 223.65
Lineage: Eukaryota; Oomycota; Saprolegniomycetes; Saprolegniales; Saprolegniaceae
Exons: 5
Coding region: 1-870 (289 amino acids)
Source: RefSeq, a predicted model, not a curated record
AUGCUCGCCCGCCCGUGGUCGACGCUGCUGCGCGCGCAGGAGCGGCUCGGGCGCACCAACGCCGAGCGCGACGCGCGGCUGAUUGCGCAGCAGCAGCUCGACCGCGACGGCUACAACUUUGAGCCGAUCGGGUCGGUCGAGUCGUGCUUUGCAGACCGCCGCGGCACGCCUCGCCAAGGCGCGCUCGUGCCCGCGUCCAAGGCGCGCAUCCGCCUCGUCACGAGCGUCCCGCCUGCGUCGCUCGAGUGCCUCGACCAGUUCAGCCACGUCUGGGUCCUCUUUGUCUUUCAUGAAAACACCAACGUGUCCAAAGUGGCGGCCAAUAAGAAGACGACGUACCCGGCCAAGAUUGCGCCGCCCCGGCUCGGUGGGAAGAAGGUCGGUCUCUUCUCGACGCGGACGCCGCACCGCCCCAACUCAAUCGGGCUCACGGUCGUCAAGCUCGAUGCAGUCUACGACCGGACGAUCGAGAUCAGCGGCCACGACUUUGUGCACGGCACGCCCAUCUUGGACGUCAAGCCGUACGUGCCGUACGACCGCGUCGACGACCUCGAGUGCCCCGAGUGGGUCAUGGAGCGCCACGACAUUCUGCCGCGACCUGUCGAGUUUGCCGACGAAGCCUUGGCGCAGCUGGAAGCAGCAAUCAACUCCAAGCAGCUCGAGUUUUACCAGAGCGUCGACGAGCUCAAGGACGCGAUCGCGCAGAUCCUCGUGCUCGACAUUCGCAGCGUGCACCAGAAGCGCGGCCAGGCCACCGACGCGCUCUUCUCGUUCCGCCUCGACAAACUCCGUGUUGAGUUUGCGACGCUCGAGGCCAGCAUCCGCGUCGUCCAGUGCGCCAUUGACGCGGAGGCAUCGCUUGCACGUUAA